CAUCUAUCCUUCUCGGGGAACCGUCGCCCAAGAAAAUGAAGACAGAACUUGGGAUGGUCGGAAUGCCAGUGCCCAUCAAGCAAGAAGAUUUCAGUCUAAUGCAGCCCACAUACGCGGCCCCCUCUCGCACCAUGUAGUUUACCGCCUGGCCCAGUGGGGCCUAUAGAGGGCGCCAUGGCACUUUGUAGCCAUGGGGUAACAGCAUUCAAUUUGACAACGAGUGUGUCGCUCGGAGCCCGUCUCCACUGAUGAUGGCCGAACAGAUGGGGCCCGUGCUGGCCGGACCGGGGGCCAAGAAAGAAAUGUCUUCCCUUCUCAGUGUUUUGACCAAACUCAGUCCAGACCAGCAAGAAGCGUUGAACAGGGCCAAGAAGUACGCCAUGGAGCAGAACAUCAAGAGCGUCCUCGUUAAACAGACAUUAGCACAUCAGCAACAGCAAAUGACCAAUCUUCAGAUGGCGGCCCAACGCCAGCGAGCAAUCGCCCUCAUGUGCCGUGUCUACGUAGGCUCCAUCAGCUUUGAGCUCCGAGAGGACACCGUUCGGCAGGCCUUCAACCCCUUCGGACCCAUCAAAAGUAUCAACAUGUCAUGGGAUCCCAUCACCAUGAAGCACAAGGGCUUUGCCUUUGUGGAGUACGACCUGCCAGAGGCUGCUCAGCUGGGACUGGAACAGAUGAACGGGGUGAUGAUAGGUGGAAGAAACAUAAAGGUCGGUCGACCCAGCAACAUGCCCCAGGCCCAACCUGUCGUCGAUCAGCUCAUGGAAGAAUCCAAGAAUCAUCCCCGGAUCUACGUCGCUUCUAUCCACGGAGAUCUCUCCACAGAGGACAUUAAGAGUGUAUUUGAAGCCUUUGGGAAAAUCAUCAGCUGUAACUUGCCAAUAGACUCCGCAACCAACAAACACAAAGGGUAUGCCUUUAUUGAGUAUGAUACGAUGCAGUCGGCUCAAGACGCAAUCGCCUCGAUGAACCUGUUUGAUCUCGGUGGUCAGUACUUGAGAGUUGGCAGGGGAAUUACUCCACAAAUGCAGCAAAUCCCUACAGCGACUACCCAAGGGGGUCUGCCCCCAGCAGCUGCAGUCGCAGCCGCCGCUGCAACGGCCAAAAUACAGGCCCUCGAUGCUGUCGCUGCACCAGCAGCCGCUGCAGCCGCCGCUGUCCUUAGUCUCAACCCGUCCGCCAUCGUCUCUCAGUCCAUGCCAGGCCCCGGACUACUCUCAGCACCACAGCUGGGACUACUCAAUAUGCCCCAAGCUGUCAUGGCCUCAAAUGCACCAGGCAUCAUCACAGGUGUGACUCCAAUCCGCCCGCCGAUCCCAACGAUCACCGUCACCACCUCCUCAUUGAUGAUGAACCCAACCUUUACGGCAGCCAUCGCAGCCAUGGCCCAGGCCAAUGCAGUUAGCACCCAGGCCGCUGCCGCUGCUGGGAAGGUCCUGAAGGAAGCCGAUGAUGCCAAGAAGAAGCUGGAGAGCGAGUUGCCCCAGACCAUCAGCGAGCAAGAGAACAUGACCAUAUCAGGAACCAGCGCCAGACACAUGGUCAUGCAGAAACUGUUAAGAAAGGUCGAGUCCCGUGUGGUUGUCUUGCGUAACAUGGUCGGCAUCGAGGACCUGGAUGAUGACCUGGAAGGUGAGGUGACUGAGGAGUGCGGUAAAUUCGGCCAGGUUAACAGGGUGGUCAUCUACCAGGAGAGGCAAGGGGAGGAAGAGGACGCAGAGGUCAUCGUCAAGAUCUUUGUGGAGUUCAGCGACCAAAGCGAGGGAGAAGCAGCAAUCGAUGCACUCAACGGUAGAUGGUUCGGAGGUCAUAUGGUCAAAGCGGAAUCCUACCCACAAGCCAAGUUUGACUCUAGCGAUCUCUCGGGUUGAUCCGCUUUUUCCAGCAUGUAGUGUCUAAUUAGUGUAAAAAUACCCCCCCCUUUUUCUAUUUUCAUUGUACAUGUGGCAUUAUGCCUUAAAUCAUAAAAGUUGUGUUCGAUUAGCUUCCCCGGGUCGACCUCAUUCGGGUGAGCCCCUGACUAGAGCUAAUCAAAAGAUCACUCCCCCUCUCGUGGUGACGUCAUGCACCUCUUGGCAGCCCCAAGUGACCGGUUCCACAAGCAGGGCAUUUGGGGCUGAUCCUGGUGAGCCCCUGGAAUGGCGUCAAAGCUCAUCGAAUGUAGUGGGGGCAGAUCGGGGAAGCUAAUCGAACGCACCCAGAGAUUACUAUGUAAACAAACAACUUCUUGAUCCACAAUGUAUUCCAGUUUUAUGGACCACCAAUGUUUAAAUAGCUGUAAAUAGCGAGAUAUAAGUAAGCAUCGAAGAAUUGGUGUCCAGUGUUUGAAUUCACGAAGCUCUAAAAGAUUUAUCUAACAAGCCUUACAAAUAGCUCUUGAAGGGGCAAAGCAAUUUUCCUCUGGUAAGGGGCACUCAUAAUAUGGGGAAAAAGCGUUCUGCUUGAGCAGCUCUAUGAAAUUGGGCCAAUGUUUUUGUAACACUGUUGAUGAUAUUGUUCUUAAUUGUAUAAAUGCAUGGGCCUUCCAAAUGCUUGAGUGAUGUGUCUUAAAAAUGCUUCAAGGCUGCAAGCCUACCAAGUCUCUAACAAAAUCCUACAUUGUCAAAGAUGAAGGCUUUGACUGAACAUGCAAAUCACCUAGUUACUCCUUCUGAAGCCUUGUAGAUGUACGUGCAACUUCCCUACGUCUCGUUGUUGUUACUGCGUUUUUCUAGUUGAGUAUCCACACAGUGCAUUUUAACACAGACCAAAAGUUAGAUCUGGGCCCAAUUUCAUAAGCCUUUUUGAGAUAUGGCGGACACAACGCUACAACAUAAGGUUUAGGUAAAUU
Messenger RNA from Asterias rubens (European starfish), 2830 nucleotides. RefSeq names its product poly(U)-binding-splicing factor PUF60-like. Gene Ontology annotation, biological process: alternative mRNA splicing, via spliceosome; regulation of alternative mRNA splicing, via spliceosome; mRNA splice site recognition. Gene Ontology annotation, cellular component: precatalytic spliceosome; catalytic step 2 spliceosome. The coding region runs from base 249 to 1871 and encodes 540 amino acids. The record is from RefSeq and is a predicted model, not a curated record. Gene Ontology annotation, molecular function: RNA binding. Lineage: Eukaryota; Metazoa; Echinodermata; Asteroidea; Forcipulatida; Asteriidae. The transcript is spliced from 12 exons.